This is a messenger RNA of Cryptomeria japonica (Japanese cedar), 2225 nucleotides long. Its product is annotated as L-type lectin-domain containing receptor kinase SIT2. NCBI's taxonomy places the organism in Eukaryota, Viridiplantae, Streptophyta, Pinopsida, Cupressales, Cupressaceae. The record is from RefSeq and is a predicted model, not a curated record. Gene Ontology annotation, molecular function: ATP binding; carbohydrate binding; protein kinase activity. Gene Ontology annotation, cellular component: plasma membrane. Bases 180 to 1970 code for a protein of 596 amino acids. Gene Ontology annotation, biological process: protein phosphorylation. The transcript has a single exon.
ACAGCCGAAGGCCGAGCUUGGUUCUCUUAUCACUGCUCUUUUUGCUGGGUUUUGUGUGUGGAGCCGAAACGGAUGGAGCCGUUCGACCGCGCCCCACUACAUUCGUCUUCAACCGCUUCAAUGGAUCGGACGAGCUCAUUCUGCUGGGAUUUGCAGAAAUAAGGUACAAGUCGGUGCUCAUGCUCACCAAUCACACGCCCUACCUCAUUGGUCGUGCGUUGUAUUCGUUGCCCGUGCAGAUGAAACCGCGCGGAAACAACCGCACCGUUGCCUCGUUCAGCACCACCUUCGUUUUCUCCAUCGUUUCCCCGCCAUCACAGGAAGGCGGCCACGGCCUCGCCUUUUUCUUGACGCCCUCACCCACACUCUCCGGUGCGCUCUCUGUCGAGUACAUGGGACUCCUCAACAUGACCAGCAACGGGCAAGACUACAAUCAUCUCUUCGCAGUCGAGUUCGACACCAGAAAGAACGUUGAAUUCGACGACCCGGACGACAACCACGUCGGCGUCGACAUAAAUAAUCUCCAAUCGGUCGAAGCAAAGUUUGCCAGUUAUUGGGAUGGAAGAGGUUUUAGAGCCCUCAACCUGAAAAGCGGCCGGAAUAUCCAGGCCUGGAUAGAGUACGAUCAUCUGAAAGGAAAGCUUAAUGUGAGCAUCACAUUCGCGGGGCUACCCAAACCGCAGAGGCCGCUCAUCUCUCUCGACAUAGACCUGUCGGCCGUCGUUGAAGAGGAGAUGUACGUUGGGUUUUCCGCCGCCACGGGGAGCUAUGCGGAAGACCAUUAUAUUUUGGCCUGGAGCUUUACCACCAACGGAACCGCGCAGCCUCUGGACGUAAGCGCUCUCCCUACCUUAGCAAACGAUAAUUCGACCCGCCCCUCAAAGGGAUUCAUAGCAGGUGUCACCGUCGCCUCUGCAGUUCUGGUUUUUGCAACCGCGAGUGGAAUUGUGAAGUGGGCCAGAGGAAUGAAAGAGAGAGAAGAAACAGUGGAGGAAUGGGAGCUGGAGUACUGGCCCCACAGAUUCUGCUACCAAGAUCUCAGCGUUGCUACCAAUGGCUUCGAUGAAGAACAAUUGUUGGGCCACGGGGGCUUUGGUCGGGUCUACCAUGGCGUUCUUCCCAAUAGCGGCUUUCAUGUCGCCGUCAAAUGUAUUACAAGGGAAUUCGUCGAAGGAAUGAAGGGUUUCAUUUCGGAGAUCAGUAGCAUGGGGAGGCUACAGCACAGAAAUCUGGUGCAGCUGCGGGGCUGGUGCAGGCAACAGAAGCAGCUCUUUAUUGUCUACGACUACAUGCCCAAUGGCAGCCUCGAUAAAUUGAUCUUCGAAAGACCCACCGCAGUGCUGCGCUGGUCUGAGAGAUAUAAUAUUCUCAAGGGGGUCGCUGCGGGGUUGCUGUAUCUGCACGAGCAGUGGGAGAAGAGGGUUGUCCACAGAGACAUUAAAUCGAGCAACGUGUUGUUGGACUCGGAGCUCAAUGGAAGACUCGGGGAUUUCGGGUUGGCGAGAUUGUACGAGCACAGGGAUAACCCGCGGACGACUCAGCUGGUGGGGACGCUGGGGUACAUAGCACCGGAGCUCAUCCACACGGGGAAGGCUACGCCCAGCUCCGACGUGUUCAGCUUCGGUGCUCUGUUGUUGGAGGUUGCCUGUGGGAGGCGGCCCCUACACGAGUCAAAGGAUCCAGCACAAGUAGUUUUAGUUGAGUGGGUUUGGGACUUGUACACCACAGAUAGCCUGCUGGACGCUGUGGAUCCCAAGCUGCAAGGCAACUAUGGAGUGGAAGAGAUGGAAAGAGUGCUGAAAUUGGGACUCUUGUGUUCGCAUCCGGAGGCCCAAAGGAGGCCCGGCAUACGGCUUGCUUUGAAAAUUCUGGAAGGGGAAGCUCCUCUGCCUUCUCUGGACAUUGUUUCCUUUUCUCCGGCUGUAAUGACUUCCCGUGGUUUUUUCGCUACAAACAGCAAGGCUUCCUGAUGCGGAGGAAUUACCUCUGCAGUCUCCUCCCACGUUUAGUUCGUUGAGUGGCAGUUAAGUCAUUUUAGGACUUUAAGACUACCAUUUUGUUUUGACUAGUCGUCACUUCAAAGUUAUUAGGUAGAUUAUUAUUUUUAAGCUUUUUGUUCAGUUUGUUUAGGAUGAAUCUUUAGUGAGAUGAGUGGUUAAGGCCCAAGGGAGUCCGUAGGAUUAGAGAGUUGGAAAUAAUCAUAAAAGUGUUUAUGAGUUCAAAGG